Molecule: messenger RNA, 2951 nt
Organism: Drosophila novamexicana
Lineage: Eukaryota; Metazoa; Arthropoda; Insecta; Diptera; Drosophilidae
Gene: NO66
Product: bifunctional lysine-specific demethylase and histidyl-hydroxylase NO66
Exons: 1
Coding region: 84-2768 (894 amino acids)
Cellular component (GO): nucleolus
Molecular function (GO): histone H3K36 demethylase activity; histone H3K4 demethylase activity
Source: RefSeq, a predicted model, not a curated record
UAAAUUCAAGCAAUUCGUGUUGAUUUAAGAAAUUUUAAACUUUUUCUUUAAAAAAAUUUUUCUAAACACUUCUCAAUCAAAGAAUGGCGGAUGAGGUAUCAGCGUAUGCCGCCUACGGCAAAACGCUGCCGAAAAAGCAAGCACCAAAGAGGCAAGCAAAACGUUUGCCAAAGAAGACAACAAAGCAAACGCCCAAGACGCUAGCAAAGCGUUUGGCAAAGCGGACAGCAAAGCGUGCAUCUGGGGAUAAAGCAAAUGGGCAAAAUAACGGUGCUGCAGCCAAAAGGCAAAAUGGCGUGCAAACGAAGCCGAAAGCUCAGAAACUGGGCACACCCGACAACGCCAGCGCCGACGCCAGACGCAUUGACAGCAUCAGCGACAGCAUACCCUGCAACAGCGUGAAUAGCAACAACAACAUGCCGUCCAAGAAGAACAAAGGCAGGAAAUCCAAUGUAUCCGAUACAGAGCAAAGUGAGUCUCUCGACGAUACAGUUAACUUGGCUAGAAAGAUGGCCGACUAUUUAAAUGAGUGCGGCGAGCAAAAUUGUGGCUCCGAUGCCGACAGCAGCGGCGGCAGCUACGAAGAAUACGACAGCAGCGACAACGAUGACGAUAUGAGCGGCGAGAGCGGCAGUGCAAGUGAAAGCGAAAGCUGCAGCGAGGACUAUGAUAAAAGCAGCGACAGCGACAAUGAGUGCGGCGAUGGCGACAGCGACGGCGACAGCGACUGCGACAGCGAAGGCAGCAAUGCCUGUGAGAGCGAAAGCGGCGAUCAGUUUAGCGAGGAAUACACGCUGAAUAGCCACGCCGACAGCAGCAUCAGCAGCAGCAACAACAACAGCAGCAUCAGCAGCAGCAACAACAACAAUAGCAGCGCCAGCUCUCCCGAGGCUUUCGUAAUGCCUGCUGCAGGCAGACGCAAGGCAACCAAACGCAGCGAGCAUUUGGCCAGCAAUUCCGAUGCCAGCGAUUUUAUUGACAGCAACAACAACAACAACAAAAACACGCCACCAGCUGCCAAGCAGCAGAAGCUUCAGGUGCAGCAAAGACUGAAACAAAAGCAACUGGAGAAACAGGAGAAACGCGUAAGCGCCGCUGCGCAGCGCGAAAAUGCGGCGCCCUUCUGUCCGCUGCAGCGUACAGCAAAAACAACAACAACAACAGCUGCCAAAUCGUGCCCGCUGCCCAGCAAGGAGGCGGCGGCCAAGCCGGGCCGCAAAUCAUGCCCGCUACCCAGCAAGCCAGCGCCGGCAGCAAACAAAAUGGCGCCAAACAAAAUGGCGGCCAAGCUGUGCGCGCUGCCGCCGAAGAACGAAAGGGCGGCACAACAACAACAGCAACAACAACAACAACAACAGGAGCCAAAAGGAAGACGCAGCGAAAGUCAGCUGCUGCUGGAGGGGCCACAGCGGCAGCAGGUGCAUCUGCAGGACAGCAUUGAGGAGGGCAAACGUAUGCUGCACUGGCUGAUAAAUCCGAUGACAUCCGAUGAUUUCUUUAGCCAAUACUGGGAGCGGAAUGCCUGCCAGGUGAAACGCAAGCAACCAAAUUAUUUCUCACAGCUAAUCUCGUUUAAGUUGAUUGAUGAAAUGCUGAUACGCAACCAUCUGGAGUUCACCACCAACAUCGAUGUGACCACCUAUAAAAAUGGGAUACGCGAGACCCUUAAUCCGGACGGACGCGCCAUGCCACCGACCGUGUGGGGCUUCUAUAGCGAUGGCUGCAGCAUUCGCAUUCUAAAUCCGAGCACGUAUUUGAUUAAAUUGCGCCAGCUGUGCGCCAUGAUGCAGGAGUUCUUCCAUUGUCUGGUCGGCGCCAAUGUGUAUUUGACGCCACCGAAUAGCCAGGGAUUUGCGCCCCAUUACGAUGACAUUGAGGCGUUUGUGCUGCAGGUGGAGGGACGUAAACGCUGGCGUUUAUAUUCACCGCUGCAUCCGUCCGAUGUCCUGGCACGCAACUCCUCCGGCAACUAUAGCCAGGCAGAGCUGGGUGAACCGCUAUUCGAUGCCGUACUGGAGCCGGGCGAUAUACUCUAUUUUCCGCGCGGCACUGUCCACCAGGCAGUCUGUGACCAGCAACAGCACUCGCUGCACAUCACGCUCAGCGUCUAUCAGCAGCAGGCGUAUGCCAAUCUGCUGGAGGAGCUAAUGCCGGCCGUGCUGCAGCGUGCCAUCAAGCAUCAUUUGAGCCUGCGUCGCGGCCUGCCGCUGCACACCUGGCAGCAUCUGGGGCUGGCCAAGGGCGACCAGAAGAGCGAGCUGCGCGACAAGCUGCUGGCAAACACCAAGCGUCUGGUACAACAAUAUCUGAUGCCCAGCGAUGCCCAAAUCGAUGCUGCCGUCGAUCAGCUGGCGAAACGUUUCCAGCACGAGGCCCUGCCGCCCGUUGUGCUGCCCGAGGAGCAUGAGCGCACCGUCUUCGGUUCGCGCAGCCAGGCCAACUCGCAUGGCCAGUGCCUCUGCGAUUAUGAGCUAACCGAACGGACUAGCGUCCGUUUGCUGCGCGCCAACAUAUUGCGCCUGGUCGCCGAGGGCAGCAGUCUGCGUGUCUACUACUAUGUGGAUAAUGCUCUCGAGUUUUGCAAAUAUGAGGCCAACUUUAUGGAGAUUCAGCCAACCGAGGCGGCCGCCGUCGAGGCCCUGAUGAGCGCCUAUCCCAAAUAUCUGAAGGUUGCCAAAUUGCCGCUGCGCAGCGCCGAGCGUCGCAUCGAGGUGGCCACCGCGCUCUGGGAGCGCGGUCUCCUCAUGACCGAGCAGCCAUUCAAAUAGCCCAAACAUUUAUCUAUUAGCCCAUUAUCAUAUAUCAAUUGUUAUUAUUAUUAGCACCUAGUAAUUUAGCAUAUUUGUAAUUUGUCCGCAUCCCGAGCCCAUUUUGGGCUGCGUGCACAAAGGGGUGCCUGCUCCAAAAAACCAUAAUCCAACAAUUGUCAUUAAAGAUUCGCCUUAGUUUUG